Molecule: messenger RNA, 3447 nt
Organism: Athene cunicularia (burrowing owl)
Lineage: Eukaryota; Metazoa; Chordata; Aves; Strigiformes; Strigidae
Gene: KPNA7
Product: karyopherin subunit alpha 7
Exons: 10
Coding region: 1764-3314 (516 amino acids)
Biological process (GO): NLS-bearing protein import into nucleus
Cellular component (GO): cytoplasm; nucleus
Molecular function (GO): protein binding; nuclear import signal receptor activity
Source: RefSeq, a predicted model, not a curated record
UCCCUUGCACACAGGUGGGGAGGCAGCACCUGGACUGUUCCCUGUGCUACAGGUACAGGCUGGCAUCUCCCACAAAGGGUCUGGCCACAAAUGAGGCCAAAGUGUAAAUGUAUGGAGGAUGUGGGAGGGAUGAGCGGGAGAGCCCAGGCAGGAGGACAGCCCAGGAGGGAAGGCAUCACCAUCCAUCCUCCUCUGAGUGCAUCCAGGUGGUCGUAGUGAGGGAACAGAUGGGAAUAAUGGGGAGGCUGUCCUGGAAGAGCCAAUCAUGGGAGGGAGUCAGGGGGUAUGAGGCUCCAUGGGGGCAAUAAAAGAGGCAGUCUGAGGGUAAGGGGCUAUGAGGGAGAGUUGGGGUGAGUAGUUUUCCUCAUAUUUGGAGUUUUGGGUUGGUCCCUUCCACUCUCUGAUGAGUAUGGGGCUGCUGGUUAGAUGCUCCUCUCUGAGGCAGUGCUGGGUCUCCUGCUUGGCUAAUGUCAGUGUGUGGGUUGUGGUACACCUCUGCUGAGAUGGGGGUGGAGGAAGCUCCCACAGAAGAGGUGACCUUUUUGGAGUAUUACUGUGGUCCCCAGUUGGAGGGGAAACAGGGGAAGAAGGGAGGCUGAAGCAGUUCCUGAGGUUUGAGUUUAGGGCUUAAGGCUAUAAUUGUCUUGAGGUGGCUCAUCCUGGCUCCUCUGUGAGUUGGGGGAGGUCUGCAGCUUGGUGGCUGGCUGCUGUGUUGGGAUAAAAAGCUGAUGCUGCUGGUAUCCAGCCUUGAUUGUUGGAGCAGGAAAUAGGGAGAGAGAGAACUAAAUAAAAACCACCAGAAACUUAAACUCAGAAAGAGGGCAUAAGGGGAAGCUCUUAGAGGCUGCUCUGAGCCCCAAGUGUUGGCUGUAAGCCUGGAGGGAAGGUGAAGUUGUACCACCUGUGUGUGAUCAGCUCCUGAGUGUGUUUAUGCUCAGCCUGGGUUUAGGGGGCUUUUGGGGGUGUCUGGCUGCUCUGAAACCACCUCUGCUUCUUCUGGGUGGAAGCCUUGCUUUUUCUGACAGUCUGUCUGAAGGCCUGCACUUGGGCUUACUUGUAUGUCUUUGAUUACUAGGAGAGGCUUAGAAAUUUUUACCUGUCCCUAUUUAAUGUUUUUUAAUUGGCAAUCCUUACUAGUACCUGAGUUUCCAGAACUCUUUGCUUUGUUGAGCUUGGUCACUUCAUGCCACUGCAUGUGGCCUUGUGUCUUCCCAGUGGGGAACCCUGGUACAGGAAGCUAAACUGGGCUGCAUGAUGGGGUGAGAGAGUAGGCUUGGGUGUGGCUGCUUGCCCUCGCAUCAGACCUUGAACUGAUCUUUUUUUGGAGGCAGGAGGCCUUGCUAGGUUUGGGCUCUGUGUCUUAAGUAAAUCUAAAAGCCAUGGGAUCAGAACUGGAGGAAGGUGGUGUUUCUUUAACCAUGAGAAGUGGUGUGUCCAGCUUCCUCAUGAGAUUACAACACCAGCUGUAACUUUCGUAUCCUGAUAUUAAGUGGUAGUUUGUGCUUGCAUUUAGUGAAGUGGCUUUGCUGUAGUGUGUGAGGAUCCUACUGAGCUCUGUGUAGUGUGGGGGACCUCCAGCAUCUCCUGUGCUGGGGAGGUGGGGGAGAAAAUGUGUGGCACAGGCUGUUGGUGGGAGUGUGGAGGGUCCUAGGCCCCUCUGUGGAUGGAGCUGGAUGUUGCUGUGCAGUUGACCUGACCCUGCUCUGUCCUGAACCCCAAAAGCAUGUGAAGGCUUUCAGCUGGCUCCUCUUAAACUUGCCAAGAUGCCAGUGGUGGGCAAGGACAGUGAGCGGAUGAAGAAGUUCAAGAACAAGGGCAAGGAUGCAGCUGCCCUGCGGAGGCAGAGAGUGGAGGUGAACAUUGAGCUGCGAAAGGCCAAGAAGGAUGAGCAGAUCCUAAAGCGCAGGAGUAUUUUGUUCAGACUGAUGGAUGAUAGUGUCUCUCUGGAAGAAGACAAAAGUAAUGAGAUUGAGCUGUCCUUGGAGGAAAUCGUUGAAGCUGUGAAUGGGAGCAACACCAAGCUGCAGCUGCAGGCCACACAGGCUACCAGGAGAAUGCUGUCCAGGCAGAAGGACCCCCCCAUCAAUCAGAUCAUUGAGCUGGGCAUCAUCCCCAGGCUGGUUGAAUUCCUGAGCUGUGCUGACAAUGCUCCUCUGCAGUUCGAAGCAGCCUGGGCACUGACUAACAUCGCCUCUGGCACCUCCAACCACACCAAGGCAGUGGUGGAGGGAGGUGCCAUCACAGCCUUCAUCUCCCUCCUGUCUUCCCCACACAUGCACAUCAGCGAGCAGUCUGUGUGGGCGCUGGGCAACAUUGCGGGUGAUGGUCCUCUAUACAGAGAUGCUCUUAUCAACUGCAAUGUGAUUCCUCCCUUGUUGGCUCUGGUGUCACCUGUAACUCCAGUUGGAUUCCUGAGGAACAUCACAUGGACACUAUCAAACCUCUGUAGGAACAAGAAUCCCUACCCUCCACUGGAUGCAGUGAGAAAGAUGCUGCCAGUCCUCAUCUGCCUCAUGGAACAUGAGGACAAGGACAUAAUUUCUGAUUCUUGCUGGGCUGUUUCCUACCUGACUGAUGGCUCCAAUGAUCGAAUCCAAAUUGUGGUGGAUACGGGGGUUCUCAAAAGACUGGUGGAACUCAUGGCCAGCCCAGAGUUGAUUGUUAUGACUCCAGCUCUCCGUGCUAUUGGGAAUGUAGUCACAGGGACUGAUGAGCAGACCCAGGCAGCUAUUGACGCUGGCGUCUUGGCUGUCCUGCCCCAUCUCCUGCAACAUUCAAAGCCAGCUAUACAGAAGGAAGCAGCAUGGACGCUCAGUAACAUUGCAGCAGGGCCUUGCCAGCAGAUCCAGCAACUCAUCACCUGUGGGCUAUUGCCACCACUGGUAGAACUGCUUGAUAAGGGGGACUUCAAAGCUCAGAAAGAAGGUGUGUGGGCUGUGGCCAACUUCACAACAGGAGGCACUGUGGAACAGGUGGUGGAGCUUGUCCAUUCUGGGGUCCUCAAACCUCUGCUUAACCUGCUCUUGGCCAAAGACAGCAAAACUAUCCUGGUCAUCCUGGAUACCAUUUCAAAUAUCUUCCUGGCAGCUGAGAAGCUGGGAGAGACAGAAAGGUUGUGUCUGCUGGUGGAAGAGCUUGAUGGUCUGGAGAAAAUUGAAGCCUUGCAAACCCAUGACAACAACAUGGUCUACCGAGCUGCACUGAAUAUCAUAGAGAAAUACUUCUCUGGUGAGGAAAAUCCAGAUCUGCAGCCUGGGACUAGUGAAGAUGGUCUAUAUGAUUUCUCAGUGGAGAAGCAAGACUUCAACUUCUGAAGAUAAAGCACUGCAUGGCUCUGAGCUGGUGGGUGGUGGUAUCUUGGUAGAACUCAGGCAUCCAAACCAAAAGGAGCAAAGAUGCUGAGUCUUUUACUUUUGCAACUUGUCAAUAAAUUGCACUCUGGCUUUG